UUUCCCAUUGCGCUGAAAGAAAAAAACAAGAUGGCGGCCUCAGGUGGUAAACAGUAUGGGCUCAUUAUACCCCAGAAGAGUGCUUCUAAAUCAGCCCCCCUCUCACGACCUUCUAUUUUCGGGGACGACUCUGACGAUGAACGGUCUGUUGGUGAGAGUUUGCAGAAGGAGGCGAUCAAAAAAAAGAUGAUGAAGCAGACGCGACUUGAGAUGCAAAAGGCUCUGGAACAGGACAGCAGUGUAUACGAGUACGACAGCGUCUAUGACGACAUCCAGAAGCAAAGGUUGGAGAGUAAUAAGAAGCUCCUGGGAGGCGCUGACAAAAAGCCCAAAUACAUUACUCAGCUAAUGCAUGCUGUAGAAGAAAGAAAGAAGGAGCAGGAGCGGCGCGAAGACAGAAAGAUCCAGAAGGAGAGAGAGGCAGAGGGGGAACAGUUUGCAGAUAAAGAAGCCUAUGUGACCUCAGCUUACAGACAAAAGCUUAAAGAGCGCCAGGAAGAGUUGGAGAAGGAGCGGAGAGCUGCAGAGAUGGAGGCUGCUUUGGACGUGAAAAAACAGAAGGACCUGAGCGGCUUUUACAGACACCUUCUGAAUCAGACAGUAGGAGAAGAGCCUCUCCCCGAUCGCAGCACUGACAGAAAAGAGAAAUCCAAGUCCCCCAUUCAAAAUGCUCAACCCCGAGAAAACGACAGCGAGGCUGAAUCAAACGAAGAACAGAGCUCUUCUAAAGCGGAAUUCAGCAAAAGUGGAGGCAACGGCAGUCACUCCAAACGGCAAUACCGCCAGCGGUCCCCAUCCUCCGGCAGCGAAGAUGAAAGGAAGAAUGAAAAGAAACGGGAAAAAGAAAAGCGCAGUCACAGGGAGAGAGAAAGACAAAGAGAGGACAGGCACAGUCAUCAGAAAGAGGACCGGGACGGACAAAGAAAGGAAGGCCGCGAGCACACAAGAGACAAGGAUCGUCACCGGGAGAGAGACCGAGAUAGAAGGGACAGAGAAACGGAAGAUAGGCAUGGUAAAAGAGACAGAGGAGAGGGUGAGCAGCAGGACAGACGCAGAGAUAAAGAACACCACAAAAAUAAUGACAGAAAGGAACGAGAGGAGAAGCCACAAGUGGAUGAAAAGGACAAAGACAAGGAGAUACAGGCUGAAAGUGGUGUGCAGGGGAACAGCAAAUUUGCAAAACGCAGCAGUGAACAGACCGUGAGCUCGGCCAGAGAGCGAUAUCUGGCCAGGCAGAUGGCUCGCUCAGCUGUAAAGACCUAUGUCGAGGAAGAUGAAUAACACCAGGGACAUCACUGAGGGAGUAGCUGAACGUUGGAAGAUGAUGGCCCAAAAAAAAGAAAUUAAACACAGUUUAGAAAUUUUAAAUUUUCACUUGUUUUUGAAAAUAUAAUGAAUCCACUAAAAACAUGCUCGUCUUUGCUGUUUUACCUUUAGGGACCCAUCAAAUCACAGCCGUCUGUUAAAGGUCUAAACAACCUCAUUAAGCUUUUGUAAAUGGUUUGUAAGAGAGCAAGAGAAACUUAAAUGAAAGUUCUUUAAUUUGUGUGUGCCCACUUGAAUUCAGAUAGUCAUGACAGAUUCUUGUCCAAAUCAGAAGAACCCGAAUCCAGCAGUCUUUAAAUGAUAAUGUUCUUACUGCGUGUUUAAGUUAAAAUAAAUCAUUGCUGUUGGCCAGUUUAUGACUGAAUUACUGGCAAUACUUA
Molecule: messenger RNA, 1706 nt
Organism: Clarias gariepinus (North African catfish)
Lineage: Eukaryota; Metazoa; Chordata; Actinopteri; Siluriformes; Clariidae
Gene: nsrp1
Product: nuclear speckle splicing regulatory protein 1
Exons: 7
Coding region: 31-1281 (416 amino acids)
Biological process (GO): regulation of alternative mRNA splicing, via spliceosome
Source: RefSeq, a predicted model, not a curated record